This is a messenger RNA of Nilaparvata lugens (brown planthopper), 732 nucleotides long. RefSeq names its product glutamate receptor ionotropic, kainate 2-like. NCBI's taxonomy places the organism in Eukaryota, Metazoa, Arthropoda, Insecta, Hemiptera, Delphacidae. Gene Ontology annotation, cellular component: plasma membrane; postsynaptic membrane. Gene Ontology annotation, molecular function: ligand-gated monoatomic ion channel activity; signaling receptor activity. Gene Ontology annotation, biological process: monoatomic ion transport. The record is from RefSeq and is a predicted model, not a curated record.
UUAGGACCUGAAGCAUCACUUUGUAAUUCACAGGCCACGUCGACCAGAAUAGUGGGAGGAAUUUGGUGGUUCUUUACGCUAAUCAUAAUCUCGUCGUACACAGCCAACCUGGCCGCCUUCCUCACAGUGGAGAGGAUGAUCACGCCCAUUGAGAAUGCCGAGGAUCUGGCGGGGCAGACUGACAUCUCCUACGGAACUCUCGAUAGUGGUUCUACCAUGACUUUUUUCAGGGACUCAAUGAUAGAAACUUAUAAAAAGAUGUGGCGGUUUAUGGAAAAUAAGAAGCCCUCUGUAUUCGUUCCAACUUAUGAGGAGGGCAUAAGAAGAGUUCUUGAAGGGAAUUAUGCAUUUCUAAUGGAAUCCACCAUGCUCGACUACAUUGUUCAGAGAGAUUGCAAUCUCACACAGAUCGGAGGACUCUUGGAUUCGAAAGGCUAUGGCAUAGCAACACCAAUGGGAUCACCAUGGAGAGACAUCUCAUUAGCAAUUCUAGAGCUGCGAAAAGGUGAAAUUCAAAUGCUUUAUGACAAAUGGUGGAAGAAUCCUGGAGACACAUGCACAAGGAAUGAAAAAGGAAAGUCGAAAGCAAACGCACUUGGUGUUGAUAACAUCGGUGGUGUUUUUGUUGUUCUUCUAUGCGGUCUGGCAAUAGCAGUGAUUGUGGCUAUCUUCGAAUUCUGCUACAACUCAAAGAAAAUAACCAAGCUUGAGAGAGUAAGAAUAGUUUUUUAA